This is a messenger RNA of Dictyostelium discoideum AX4, 1479 nucleotides long. It is a transcript of the gene udkD, whose product is annotated as adenylate cyclase domain-containing protein. The transcript is spliced from 3 exons. The coding region runs from base 1 to 1479 and encodes 492 amino acids. Lineage: Eukaryota; Evosea; Eumycetozoa; Dictyosteliales; Dictyosteliaceae. The record is from RefSeq and is a predicted model, not a curated record. Gene Ontology annotation, molecular function: ATP binding; uridine kinase activity; cytidine kinase activity. Gene Ontology annotation, biological process: UMP salvage; CTP salvage; CMP biosynthetic process.
AUGGAAAAUAGAUACAUUUCCAGAAUCGAAACCAUUUCUUCUCAUUUGUUAUCAACAAAUGAUGUCUCCUCACAAAAUGAAAGUGAAUCAAUUACCUUUGUAAAACCAUUACCAAAGAAUAAAAAAGAUCACGACCAGUCCAUCGAAUCCGAUUCAUCAUUUACAAGAGAAAAACAAUUUGAAGAAGAAUUAGAUAUUUUAGGAGAGAUUAAUUCAAAGACAGGUUUAUUUGAAAUUAAACAAGUACCAUAUCAAUUAUCAUUUGAUCAAGGAUUUUUUCAUGCAUGUAGGGCAAUUGAAAUAUUAACAGAAAAAGAUCCAAAAAGAAUUAUAUGUUUAGGUAUUGCUGGCCCAGUUGGUGCUGGAAAAACAACAUUAGCUAAUAAAAUCGGUAGUCUUGUUAAUGGUGUUAUAAUUUCACUUCAAGAUUUCGUUAAACUUGAAAAUGUUAAAGAUAAUAAUUAUGAUGAUCCUGUAUUAAUUGAUUUUGAUAAAGUUAUUUCAACAUUAAAUGAAUUAAAAGAAAAUAAAACAGUUAUAAUUCCAAAGAUUGUAAAUAGAAAGAUGGAAAGUAGAAGUAUAUCAUUAUCAACAUCAAAAGUUAUUAUAUUAGAGGGUGCAUAUGCAUUGAGUGCACGUAUUAGACCACUAUUGGAUAUUAGUGUUGCAAUUACAGGUGGUGUACAUUUGGAUCUAAUAAAGAGUAUAAUGAGAGGUAUUGUUACGAGUGGUAAGAAUUCAAGUAAGGAUGUAUUGGCACAAAUUACCAAUGUUGUAUUUCCAAUGUUUAAAGCAUUUGUUGAACCAGAUUUAGAUCAAGCAAAGAUUAAAAUUCAUAGUAGUUUCAAUCCAAUGAGUCAAGUGGUUGAACCAGUUUACGUUUGUAAAGCCAAAUACGAUAAUAAUAAACAGUUUUUCGAUCAAUUCCUCUCAUCACUCAAUGUUGUACCAGUUAAAAAGAACUUUAGCGAUAUGUAUCUCUAUCCACCAAAAUAUGGUGUCGAUGGUAUCUCUCAAGCCGAUAAAAGAAAUUGGAUUAGAAUUCGUCGUUCUGAGCAUGGUCAAUUCAAUAUCACCUUCUACAAUGAAAUGAUGGAUGGUGCCGUCAAUACUCGUCCAUCUUUAAAUUUCGAAAUCUCUGUCAAAACUUUGGGUGGUCUACUCUCUUUAGGUUAUCAAAUUGGUGCUAUCCUCAAUCGUACCGUUGAGGUUUGGUAUGAUAAAAAUGGUGUUGUCAUCACUAAAGAAUAUAUCAAAGAAUUGGAGAAACAUUUCAUUCAAAUUAAAGGUCACUCUCGUAGAGAAGUAUUAGAUAGUGCUGAAAAAUUAAAAAUCACUGGUAAUCAUGUCCCUCAAACUUUUCUUUAUCUUUAUUUUAAAAAAUUAAAAAAAAGUAAAAAUCCAAAUUAUUCAAAAUUAAAACCAAAUAAUACAAAUUCAAAAAUUUUAAAAAAUAAUAAAGAUAAAAAAAAUUUAUAA